Molecule: messenger RNA, 633 nt
Organism: Funneliformis caledonium
Lineage: Eukaryota; Fungi; Glomeromycota; Glomeromycetes; Glomerales; Glomeraceae
Source: the annotation of a GenBank genome assembly
AUGGUUGUUCCAGAUUCUUUCAUCUCGGAAGAUUUUGAUCACCAAUUUUUUUAUCAAUUUGAUGGAGAAAAUUAUUCCAUUUCUUGUGUAUUAUAUUCACAAUCUUUGAUCGAAAACGUACUAAAUAAAGAAAUGUUCGGAAUAGACAUUGAUAUAAAUAAUGUGAAUAAUUCAAGAUGCAACAAGUUAUCAUUAUCCUUGCAACAAAAGUUCCGUCUUGAAAAUAACUUGAAGAUCAUUCUUCCUUCUUAUCUUUCAAAAAAUCACAUUCCUCAAAAUGAAAUGAGAUCAAAUUCCGACGGAAAUAUGAAUGAUAAUUGUGAUGAAAAUGAGGACUCUUCCCAAGAUGACAAUUUUUUUGAGGAAGACUUAACAUAUAGUGACAUAAUUUCUUAUCAGGGUGAUAGCGUUCAUAAUUCUGUUCAAAAUGUCAAUCAUCACAAUCAUUCACAACAGCUAGUUGAUUUUAAUAACAACUUACAGCAUCAAAAUUUUUGUCAACCCUACGUUUCCAAUAUAGAAACGAGAACAGAAUAUAAUAUACAUACGAAUUCAUUUCAUUUACCGAUGGAACAAGUCAUUUCAGAUAUUAAUCAAAAUUAUGACUUGUCGAGCAACGAUCCUUUAUUAUAA